CUCUGAUUUGCUGCUGUAGUUUCCAGGCUUGCUGAAAUUGCUCUUCCUCAAGGCUGUCAGGUGGAGCGCAAGCUGUUCGCUCAGCCCGGCCUUCCACCAUGGAGAAGAGGCUUGUGAAGCAGGAGGUGAAGAGGCUGCUGGGAGAGUAUAUUGGCAUCAGACUUCGGGAAAAUGAAUUUGAUCCAAAAGGAAGACUCCAACUCACCUUUCUAGAUGAGAUGGCCCACUAUGACUUGGCCAUCAGUGUUGCUUGUCAAUGGGCAGAUCCCUCAGAAGAUUUAACUUGGCUCCAGUGGGAGAAAGUGAAAGCGCCACUCCAUGGCAGACCCAUGUAUCCAAACCGAAGAGAGCGCGAAGCAAUGAUCUUAUCAUCUUACGCUGGAGUCUUAAUGAACAGUAUCCCAAUUGAGGAAGUCCUGAAAAUUUACGGGGCCUCUUCUUCUACCGUACCUGACUCUACAAAGGUCUCCCCGGCUCUGUUGCCCCGCCGCUCCUUGCACCCUUUUGCCAUGUUGACAGCACCCAACGCAGCAGAGUGUAACCGCAGACAGAGUGUCAAGCUGAGGGAAGGGGCAAUGACAAAAAACACCUCCAGCGGCUCUACCAAGAAAGCAAUGGUUCAGAAUGGAAAUUCCGGAAAAGAUGCUCACAUACACAGCUCAAGAACAAGGUCACUUAGAAAUGAGAACUAGUACCAUGGAUGCACAGCAGAGCCCCUGGGAGCAGACAAGAAGCUCCGCCUUGAAGCUGCAAUCGUCACCAGCACACCCUUUCUCUGUAGUUCGCCAACGCUGUCAAUGGCAUUGACUCUCAAGCCUGCCCUUAGCCUUUCUCUCUUGGAAGCACAUUGCACACCUAUACUCUGGCAAAAGGAAAAAAUGUGUAUAUCCCAUGCUAUUUCAUUUUACGCCUGGAAAACUGCUGGAGAAUUUGGAGGGGGCUCACGGUUCCUGGAUGGGUGGGUUUAGACAGUCUGGUUUUGAUACACAUUUUAGCAAAUGUGUAGCAUUAAAUAUUGCAUAGAAUGCUGGAGAAGGAGGUGGUUUUCCAAAGUGUUAACCCUAAAUAGAAUUAAUUUCUCAUUAGCAUUCUUCCAAAUAGAGAAAAUGUAAGCUCAUAAGUUUACAUUCAAUAAAGUUUGCAAAGAGAAAUGGA
This is a messenger RNA of Myodes glareolus (Bank vole), 1155 nucleotides long. RefSeq names its product chromosome 1 C2orf80 homolog (gene C1H2orf80). Lineage: Eukaryota; Metazoa; Chordata; Mammalia; Rodentia; Cricetidae. The record is from RefSeq and is a predicted model, not a curated record.